This is a messenger RNA of Dioscorea cayenensis subsp. rotundata (Guinea yam), 1902 nucleotides long. RefSeq lists its product as uncharacterized. Lineage: Eukaryota; Viridiplantae; Streptophyta; Magnoliopsida; Dioscoreales; Dioscoreaceae. The record is from RefSeq and is a predicted model, not a curated record. Bases 350 to 1243 code for a protein of 297 amino acids. The transcript has 8 exons.
UCGGGCAAUAAUUUGUUAUUAAUUGCUAUAAUUACAUUUAGAGAAAAAAAAAUAUUUUUGCUUUAUUCCCCUUCAUAAAGUUCAAAAUUUCCAUUGUUCUCUUUUGUCAAAGGAAGCUUUACACAUUGCCCCCUGAAAUAUUUCAAUUUUACAUUAUAAAUACCUGGCCAAAUUCCCCUGAUAUUUACCGUAAAACCAAGAUGGCAUUCUCGUAAUAUUUCUCAACUCUGAACCCCUUCUCCAAAAGCCAAGUUCGAAUUCAAACACAGCGAUGACCGCCCCCGGGCUCCGCCAUUCCCAAUCCUCAGAGAUCGCCGAAACCCUAACCUAGAAUCCAACGCCGCCGGCGAUGUCCUCUGCCGUUCCUUCACCUGCAAUCCACUUCCCCUUCGAGGACGACCGGGAUCUGGACGACGCUGAGCUCUGGGCUGUGAUCGAUUCCGCAGCUGCAUCCCUUUCUUCUCGCCCUCGCAAACCCGUUCUCGCCCUCAAGAAUAGCUACUCCCCUGCCCCAGCCCCCUCCCCUGCUCUCUCGAAGAUCCCUCGAAACCAUCGGCCCCAGAUCGCACCAGCGGAGGACGGGGAGGUGGUUCAGAGAGAAGAGUGGAUGGCGUGCCAAAGGCCGCAUAAGAUGGCGAGGGUUGGGGAUCAUGGGAUGAGUGUCACCGAUCACCGAAUGGUGGUUGUGAGGCAUCAGCAGAGAUCCCCGGUGGUGGCAUCGUCGUCGUGCUCCUCGCCGGAUAUGGGAAGGUUCAUGGUGAAGGAGGUGAGCCCGGUGGUGGAGAGUCCGCCUUCAGAUUAUCGCCGUGGUGAGGAGCAGAAUAAUCGGGUUCACUGCUUAUCAGGGCGGUUUCCCUCGGUUUCUAUGUUCAAGGACUACCAGAAUUCAGCUAUGGCGAUUCUAGAGAAAUCAGAUUACAUUAUGAUAUCUGGGAGCCCCUAUAUCAAAAAGUCAGGAUGGAGGAAGAUUUCAUGUUUCUUCAACAUUUCAUUUGAAAUCAGAGAUAAAUCUAUUGAAUUUGAUGAGAAUAGAAAUGUCCAACGAGCUGAAUUUGUUGCCCGUGCUUUAAUGCAAGGUGGAAGGUUCUCAGAUGGAUGGGGUUCUUGUGAACGGCGUGAGAAAAGGUUUUUGAAACCAAACCAUGACAUACCUAGCACUGCUGAAACCAGGGCCAAAAAUAAAGCUUGCCAAGACCUGCUUGGGAUCGGAGAGUACCGUCCUGGUGCAGUCAACAAUUACUGAUAGAAGUGACACCAAGCUACAGAAACAAAGAUGGCAAUCCGAAAUCCAGGAUGGUGGAUGGCCUCUUGGACUUGUUAGGAAUCUUGAUUUCUCUGGCUCUCUUUCUUUCACUCUUUCUUCAUCCUCUAUUUCUUCAUCAGACUUAGAUACAGAGUCUUCAAGAUCAUUCUUCUAUGAAAGGAGAAGCAUCACACUUGGAAGCCUCAUUGGAUUCUCAGACAAACAAGACUCUCUGAAAGAAAAAGAACCAAAAGUCCAAAGCUUGUUUGUCUCUGUGUUCAAUGACUCAACUUAUAAACUGCCAAAAGGCUAGUGUUACUCCUCCAUCCUUGGGUCAUUUUCUUGAAGAGGAGAGAAGAAGGAAUCAAAGUCUUAUUACAUAUGAACUUCAUGGAUUACCUGACAAUAAAGCAUCUCCAGAGUCUAGUAACACUCUCUUCUCAAAUGGUUUCAUUGUUCCACCAAAAGUUGGUGAACCUGUGACUGUGAAGAAACAGACAUGCUGGCUCUGGUGAUAAUAAUAUCUUGUCAUUGUUUAUCUUUUCAUUGAAUUCAAUGUCCAGCAAAGCUAUUAAUAAAGAAUGGGCCAGAUCAAAAGAAACUUGUGACUUGUUUUCUCUGUCUGUCUGUCUCUGUUUUUCUUUUUUCAAUCUCUGAUC